AUGUUCUCUCAUGGCAACUAUUUAACACCCAAUGAGUUCAAACAAAAGGCACGAUCACAGGUGUUGCAGCAGUUUGGAAAUAAUAUAUCAUUUGUCCGGGCUCCGCCAGUGUCGUCAGCAUCAUCACUCCGAUCAGAGGUUUACAGUAGGGCAUCAAACAGUAGCUACGUAUUCAAUGAUCAAAAGUCUCUAGAGUCCAGCAAUUCGUUAGAUACACACCAUUACUACAACAAUAUUUCACUUCCCCCCUUAAGACCGUCAUUAAGGCAUUUUAUGAUAUCCAGGGUUCUUGAGGACUUAUCACAGGAAAUCUCCUUCUCAAACAAUAUCGACAAUCUGGGACUUUUGGUUUACAGUCAACUCAACAGUCUAAAUUUGACAGACGUAUUAGAUUGGAAACUCAAUACUGUGCGAUGUUUAUUGUUGCUGAGCGAGAUACCACACUGUUGGGCUAAUAAAAUGGAUCAUCACAGUAUCCCCCCAAUUCGGCUCAGUAGCAGCCAUGCAUCCAAAGACACAGUAAUACCAGAAAUUUACAAAUCAGAAAUAAUAAAAGUCCAAGAGAAGACACCACACACACAAUUUUCCAGGAUAGUUCGGCGAAAAAUUCAGGGAGACUUGGACUCACCAGUGUUCGAGUUGAAACUGCUCCCUCCCAAUCCAACAGAUUCAGAAUUCGUUGACUUUCUCGUUCAUUCGAACCUAUACAAAGAGUUCAAGUUAGAGUCCAGUUUUAAAAGACAAGUGGCUAUGGUGUCAGUCUCCAAGGCUAGAAAGUUGCAAACUGAAACAGAACACUCCGACCCUGACGAAUCUUUAGGGUUAAUCUACCUUGCAAUAGGCCUCCAGAAUUACUUUUUAAACAUUCUUGUAGCCUCAUUGACAUUAUUUGAGUUUCAUUACGCAGUUUGUGAAAUUUUAACCAAGGAAAGAAAGUUGUCUAAAGCAGAGCAUGAAACACUUUGGAAUAACAUUAGGGAAAAGAAUUAUGCCAAGAUCUCCAAACUUUGGUAG
Molecule: messenger RNA, 1014 nt
Organism: Komagataella phaffii GS115
Lineage: Eukaryota; Fungi; Ascomycota; Pichiomycetes; Pichiales; Pichiaceae
Exons: 1
Coding region: 1-1014 (337 amino acids)
Source: RefSeq, a predicted model, not a curated record